Molecule: messenger RNA, 1021 nt
Organism: Myxocyprinus asiaticus (Chinese sucker)
Lineage: Eukaryota; Metazoa; Chordata; Actinopteri; Cypriniformes; Catostomidae
Product: ras-related protein Rab-5B-like
Exons: 6
Coding region: 263-907 (214 amino acids)
Molecular function (GO): GTPase activity; GTP binding
Source: RefSeq, a predicted model, not a curated record
GCAAAGCUUCUGUCAAAAAGUACUCCGAUUUGUGACUCACUGCGCAUGCGCAGCGGUGUAGGAAGUGCUCGCAGUCUGAAAACCAGCUGAUAGAUCAACCGAACAACCACCAUACAAAACAACCGCAACUGCCAACAACAGAGGCUGACUGCUGUCUUCACAAAAAAAGGGUCCAGUGCUUAGAAAAAUUGAGUCGUCUAAUUAAGUUGCUGCUUUCAUAGACUACCAGGCAACCAGGGAGGACACCCACCCUUCCUCCAUCAUGAGCACCCGUGAGACCGGCAGGGCCAAUGGGAGCCUACCGCAGACCAAGAUCUGCCAGUUCAAACUGGUGCUGCUGGGAGACAUGGCCGUCGGCAAGUCCAGCUUGGUGCUUCGCUUUGUUAAGGGCCAGUUUGAUGAGUUUCAGGAGACCACAAUUGGAGCUGCAUUCUUGGCACAGUCUGUUUGUCUGGACGACACUACAGUGAAGUUUGAGAUUUGGGACACAGCAGGACAGGAGCGCUACCACAGCUUGGCUCCCAUGUACUACCGCGGAGCCCAGGCGGCCAUUGUAGUGUUUGACAUCACCAAGCCUGAAACAUUUGAGCGAGCAAAGGCUUGGGUGAAAGAGCUGCAGAGGCAGGCCAGUCCCAACAUAGUCAUUGCCCUCGCAGGGAACAAGGCUGACCUAGCAGACAAGAGACUGGUCGAGUAUGAGGAAGCCCAAACAUAUGCUGAAGACACAGGCUUGCUUUUCAUGGAAACCUCUGCCAAGACUGCAAUGAAUGUAAACGAGCUGUUCCUGGCUAUUGCAAAAAAGAUGCCAAAAACAGACACCCAAAACCCCACGCAUGCUGCCCGACACCGGGGAGUAAACCUGCAGGACCCAGAUACACAGUCCACUCGAAGCUGCUGUGGAAACUAAAGGCCCAUCAACACUCCAUCACGGGAAACCACAGACACCUUCUCCUUCCCAAAAUCCCACUCUUCACCCUUUCACCUCCCAAGACAGACACAGAAAGAGAGCGAGAAAGAGAAA